AUGAAUCAAGCUAUCACGAAAAACUUGGGCCGCUUGAUGACAGUGAUGAGAGCGGUCAAUAGUUUCAAGCGGCUGGUAGAGCCAUCCAAAUCCGGAUCGGCCAUGCAAAGCAUCUUGGGCGGCGAUUAUGAUGCACACUUUGUUGCGCCGCCUAUGGAAAUGGACGAGAGUGAUGAAUUUCCCACAGUUGGCCUGGAUCCCAAUGCCCAAGGUCAUCAUCAUCGCCAUCUUCAUGGGCUCGGUGGAAGUAUCCGAAAGGCCUUCGGACGGCAUCCAAUGUUGGCCGGAGCACAUGGCCGAGAUGAGUCAGGAGCAGAGCGACCCCCAGCGAGCAAUUCAACAAGCUUUUCUUCUUAUCCGGAGCAGAGUCCAGCCGGCAGCCAACGACCCAGCGGUGUGUUUGAGCCCCCAGAGCGGAAAGACUCGGGCUCCAUCCGAAGUGGAAGAUCACCUGGGAAGGCAGAUGCCACCGAACCACAUUCUCAGUCGGCAUCUCCUCACCCGGCGCUUUCACGGGCAAGCUCAGCGAUGACCAAACGCAGUAUUGAGGGAACGAGAGGACAUGCGCGGGAUCCGCUGGAAGAAGACUUCCCUUAUCUCUUCAUUGGGCCAUCGACGUAUACCGGCACAUCACCACAGGAACCCAGCGAUUUCAACAUUGGCAGUGAUCCAGCGCCAAUCUUUGCUGAGCCUGACAGCACCAAGGUGGGUAUGGACAUCGCAUUGGAGGCAGCUAUUUCGGACGAGCCCAUGCAGAUUGUCAGCGAGUCCCCCGGAGCCGCCGAGUUUGACAUCUAUGAGACCGCGUACCGCAAAGAACUCGAGCGCAUCAAGUCCGACACUUCCACCUUCCCUGGCGCCGGCGCGGGUCGCAAGGUGUACCUGACACGACGUGUCGAGGGCAAGGACGAGGUGAUGAAGUUUGUCAAGGACAAGGUGCUUGACAUGCAGAUUGGGACCAAGAGACUCUGUGCCUCCGGUGCGCGGUCUGCAACGGCGUUUGGUGCAGCAGUGAGCCUAUUGCGGAAUCAGAUGGAGCAGAAUAAGGAGACUUCAGCGGCAGAAGCGUCGAUACAGGAGCAAGAGCAAAGCCCUGAAGAAGGCCAGCAGAACACACCGCGCGAGCGCCAGGAAUCGCAUCCCCCUUCGUCCUCUCUCUCGUCACAGUCGAUUCCCGGGCCCGAGGCGUCGUCCCUCGAGGCGACGGGUGUGCCGGCUACUGACUCGCAUCCCGGAGGAGGAAAUUCCACCGCGCAGCUCCGCCGUCUCCUCGCUCGUGCUCGGGACAAGCCUGAGGAGUAA
This is a messenger RNA of Penicillium canariense, 1302 nucleotides long. RefSeq names its product Calcium/calmodulin-dependent protein kinase kinase cmkC. The transcript is spliced from 2 exons. The record is from RefSeq and is a predicted model, not a curated record. The coding region runs from base 1 to 1302 and encodes 433 amino acids. NCBI's taxonomy places the organism in Eukaryota, Fungi, Ascomycota, Eurotiomycetes, Eurotiales, Aspergillaceae.